AUGGUCUCGGUAAACUUAUUUGCUCGGGUAGCUGCAAUUGUCAUACUAACAGCUCAAGUCAAUGCUUUGAUUUGUUAUGAAAAUGAUGAAUCUGGCAACCUAUAUGAGAUAUCAAAUGAAUCCUGGGAUUAUUGCGUCUUCAUUCCGGGUCAAAAAGAAAGUCGAGUAUUUGGUGUUGGUAAAGAGGCAGAUUGGACAGAAGCAUACGAUGAAGCAUUUAAUAAAUCGGAUAAAAUAUAUCAAGUACUAUCUCUUUGUCUCCUAGAGAAAUAUGAUUUCGGUCAGUUGAACCCGAAAAGUGUCAUCAAUACAUCAGAAUCGGUAGAAUUCAUUUUCCGAUGCAUCUGCAACUAUAAUCGUUGUAACAGUGCUACAACGUUUAGUAACUAUUUGAAGACGAUCAAAUCGGACAAUAUUUCGCAGUAG
Messenger RNA from Cercopithifilaria johnstoni, 426 nucleotides. The record is from the annotation of a GenBank genome assembly. Lineage: Eukaryota; Metazoa; Nematoda; Chromadorea; Rhabditida; Onchocercidae.